GCUUGAGAGCAAGAGGAGAACCAGCAGAGCUAGCUAGAGCUCGAUCAUGGCUGCCAGCAAGAAGCUUGCCACCGCCGCCGUCCUCGUCAGCUUGCUGGCGCUCCUCGUCGGGCCCUCGGCGGGCCUGCUGGACCUCUGCCCCGUCUUCGUAGGCUGGGGGGCCCUCCAGAGCUUAUUGAACUCCCUCAUAUGUGGGCUCCCGGGCGGCAAUUACACUCCUCCCACCGUCCCGAGUAAUCCGCUCGGUUUCGGCUACUACAACAACUCCAACAACAAUGCCUCCUACUGCCCCGACGCGGAAGCCGCCGUGACGGCCGCCGUGGAGAAGGCCAUCAAGCAGCAGGGCCGCGGCGUUGGCGCCGGCAUCAUCCGCCUCUUCUUCCACGACGCCUUCGUCCGGGGCUGCGAUGCCUCCGUCCUCCUCAACAACACGGUCGCCGCGGGGAACAACACGGAGAGGGAAGGCCCUCCCAACAAGGACAGCCUGCGCGGGUUCGACGUGAUCGACGCGGCCAAGGAGGCGACCAAGGCCGCCUGCGGCGGCCGCAACGUGGUGUCGUGCGCCGACAUCCUCGCCCUUGCUGCCCGCGACGCGUCCCACAUCCUCAGCAACGGCAGGAUCAAGUUCGCCAUGCCGACGGGGCGCUUCGACGGGCGCGAGUCCUUCGCCAGGGAGACCAUCCAGCUGCCCGGACCGGACUCCACCCUGGAGGACCUCGUGAGGAUGUUCAAAGUCCAGGGGCUCAACGAAACCGACGUGGUCACCCUCUCCGGCGCGCACAGCAUCGGCCGCGCCCGCUGCCUGUUCCUCACGAAGGACCGCCUGUCGGCCAUGAACUCCACGUACGCCGGUCAGCUGAAUGAGACCUGCAAGAUCAACGACACGGUGAACCAGGACCCCUUCAGCCCCGACCGCGACCCCAACAACCUGGACAACCAGUACUACAAGAACAUCGACAAGUUCGUGCUGUUCAAAUCGGACGCCGUGCUCCUGUCGUCGGAGACGACCAAGAAGCAGGUGGAGGCGAACGCCGCCAAUGCGACCAAGUUUGAGGCCGACUUCGCGGCGGCGAUGGUGAAGAUGGGCAACAUCGGGGUCAAGACCACCCACGUCCCCGGCGUCACCGAGAUCAGGGAGGUGUGCUGGAGGGUCAACAACGCUUAGUCCGGCACGUCCGCGGCAUGUGAUGGAGGAUAUGCGUGCAGAUUAUUUCCUCAUCGAGUACCAAUAAGACAAUAAUUGUUGUUCCUGUUGUUUUCUGCUACAAUUGUGUGUAUGUACUUUUGUUGUUGCAUAUAUGUAUUUAUUAUAAAUAUUUUAUUUUAAAAAAUGCAUUACACGACUUGUGUAGCGGU
Molecule: messenger RNA, 1356 nt
Organism: Setaria italica (foxtail millet)
Lineage: Eukaryota; Viridiplantae; Streptophyta; Magnoliopsida; Poales; Poaceae
Product: peroxidase 2
Exons: 2
Coding region: 47-1165 (372 amino acids)
Biological process (GO): response to oxidative stress; hydrogen peroxide catabolic process
Cellular component (GO): plasmodesma; plant-type cell wall
Molecular function (GO): heme binding; peroxidase activity
Source: RefSeq, a predicted model, not a curated record